AGUCCAUUAGCUCUCAUUCCAUCCCUGUUUUAUGGUAAAGUCAACAACCAAAAGGGAAGUUAAGUAGUUUAUGGAACAUUCAUUGUAAAUAUGUUAUACGGCGUGUGAAAGAACAAGUGCUGAAUCUUUGAAAAAUAAGUUUGUUUGAAAUGUUUUGCUCAACAGACUCAGCUCUGGUGGUGAUCCUGUGUAUCGCAGUGGGUCUAGGGGCUGGUCCAAUCCUUAUUCAGUCCCCAGAGGUUGUGAAGGUGUCUGAGGGUAAAACAGUGCAGCUACAUUGUGCUUUGAAGAGCAGAAUUGAAGAUGACACUGUGGAGAAAUAUACUGUUCACUGGUACCAUCCACAAAAUAAGAGUCAUAUAAUAUUGAGUCAUUUUGUAACUGGAGGUGUUUAUCGGUCAAAGGGACUCUCUAAGUGGAUUCAGCCUUCCAGAGACUUUGUUAAUAACGGCUACACUCUGACUAUCAGAGAUGUGCAGCUCAAUGACACCAAUGUCUAUAUCUGUGGGAUUUGGGGAAGGAUCUUUGGAAAUGGAACCCUGCUGAAUGUGACCAGUGCAAAUGCUCCAGUCCUUAUCCAGUCUCCGAGUCUGGAACGUGUCACAGAGGGUCACACUGCACAGUUACAGUGCACCAUGAGGAAUGCCGCAGUGAGAGACACCGAUGCUCACUGGUACCGGGAGCUACCAGAGAAAGAUAUGGAGUGGGUUUUAACAUAUGAUAUAAAGAACAUCACACGAUGGAGUCCAGGUUUCACUGAGCGUUUCCAGCCUUUCAGAGACACCUCCAAUAACAGCUUCAUUCUGACAAUCACCAAUGUCCAGCCCAGUGACACUGCCGUCUAUUAUUGCAAAGUGUGGGGAGAUAUCAGUGGGAAUGGAACACGACUGAAUAUAACCAUUUCAAACGCGCGAAUGGCUGGAGAGCUGAAGAUUGUCUGGAUCAGUGUGGGGGCUGCGCUGGGAGCUUUGCUCAUUGUUGGAGCUGCUCUUCUCUUCUGGGUCUGCCCAGCUCGAACGAGGAAACGACAGUCCUCUUGUUCCCUCCAUACAGGUGAUAAUGCCUUGAUCCCAGAUUACGCAAAUAUUUCUCCUUUUAGAAACACAGAGAGAGCAGACGAUCUCCGGGUUGAUUCUAAUCUGAUUUAUGAGACAUUAAACAUCUAUUCAAAUGCUGGAUGCAAUCGGAACAGCAUUUCUGGAAUCUGCAAGACAGCUUCUCGCAUCAUUAACCCGCUCUUUGGCUGCAGGUUGCUCACCAGAGCUUACUGACACACUCACCAUUUGUUCAUCUGCAUUCCGUGGACAGUGCGUCUAGAUCACGUGUUCCUCUCCAACGUUGAAACCUUCCGCAGACCCGGCAUUACUGCCCAAUAGUGAAGAACAGACCCCUACAGUUGUACCCAGCGCUGCUCAGACCCCAUCUGGAAUGACUGCAGUCAGUCCUGGACAUCGCACCUCAGGACGUGUAUACUGGCCGGGGAGGUGGGGGAAGCAGGGGAUUUAUGAGAGUAAUACCAGGUCUAAAAGGUUUAAAUUAUGAGGGUAGGUUGCAUAAACUUGACUUGUAUUCCCUGGAGAUUAGAAGGCUGUCUGGUGAUUUAAUUGAGGUAUUUAAUAUGAUGAAGGGAAGGGAGCUGAUAACGUUGAUCCAGAGAAAUUAAUUCCUCUGGCUGGGGAAUCUGAAGCCAGAAUCUUAAAAUUUGAUAAAAGCAAAGAACUGCGGAUGUUGGAAAUC
Messenger RNA from Carcharodon carcharias (great white shark), 1737 nucleotides. RefSeq lists its product as uncharacterized. Lineage: Eukaryota; Metazoa; Chordata; Chondrichthyes; Lamniformes; Lamnidae. The record is from RefSeq and is a predicted model, not a curated record. Gene Ontology annotation, cellular component: blood microparticle; immunoglobulin complex, circulating; external side of plasma membrane. The transcript has 7 exons. Gene Ontology annotation, biological process: positive regulation of B cell activation; B cell receptor signaling pathway; defense response to bacterium. Bases 150 to 1271 code for a protein of 373 amino acids. Gene Ontology annotation, molecular function: antigen binding; immunoglobulin receptor binding.